Seminavis robusta is the source of this 1704-nucleotide messenger RNA. NCBI's taxonomy places the organism in Eukaryota, Bacillariophyta, Bacillariophyceae, Naviculales, Naviculaceae. The record is from the annotation of a GenBank genome assembly.
AUGUCAUCUCCCUGCAGAGUUCUUGUUGUUGGCUGUGGCCCUUCUGGUCUCGCAGCUGUCAAGGAAAUGCAAGAGGCUGGGCAUGAUGCCAUUGCCGUGGACUCACGAUCUCAGUUUGGAGGGGUUUUCUCUCCCGAUUCCGGUGUCACCUUUGAGACACUUCAUCUCACCAUUUCCAAUAUGUUCAUGGCUUUCUCUGACUUUCCUCCUUCAGGAAGCAUCAAGUUCUGGACUAAGGAUGAGUACUUUCAGUACCUUUCCGAAUAUGUGGAUCAUUUUGGCAUUGCAAAACACUUGCAACUGAAGACAACUAUCGAAUCUGCCGUGCUCAACAAGGACAAGAAAUGGCUGGUGUCAUUGGCAACCACGAAGGACGAACAGGAGCAGACAGAGAUGCGCACUUUUGACUAUCUCAUUGUGGCAUCGGGAGCUAACCACAAGCCCAAUGUCCCCGACAUCUUUGGAACAUUCAAGGGUGAAAUCAUUCACUCUUCUGAAUAUCAUUCCGCCGAACAAGUCACAGGCAAGAAAGUCCUUGUGGUCGGGACGGGAGAGAGCAGCGUUGAUGUCGCCAGUUCUGCGGCAGAGGUUGCUGAGUCAGUCACGGUCUGGGGUCGCCGUUACCCCGAUCUAGCUCCUCGUUUCAUCACAGACUACGUUGAUGAUAGCAACUAUGAUGAACAGCGUGCUUUCCCCACUCAAGAGAACCGCAAACCCAAGGAUUUCCUUGAAGUUACCACUAUAACCCGCAUCUCUCGGAAUCUGCCACUGGCGGCAUGCUUGUCGUGCAAUGGCUCCACCAUCACAUUCGAGAAGCCAGGCUAUUAUGGCACUGAAUUCACCAGCAAGGACUCCGUUGACGUUGAAGCUGAUGUCAUUGUUGCCUGCACCGGCUUUGCGCUUGACUUUGAUUGGAUCUCCACACCGGAUCAUGAACUCAACACAAAGCCUCGCUCUUGGUUCAAGCACAGUUUCCCACCUGGUCUUGGCGAGCAUAUGGCUUUUGUAGGAUUUGCUCGUCCUCACUCGGGUGGAAUCCCUCAAUGCUCAGAAAUGCUCUCCCGCUACAUUGCAUUGCUCUGCAAGGGUGAGCGACAGCUCCCUGCAGACUAUGCCACAAUAGCCAAAGUUGAAGGGAAACGUGAACGGGAAGCCUACCAUGGAACGCCGAACUAUGAGCUCCUGGUGGACUACAUGGCGUUCAUGAUGUCAGUUGCUCGGUUGAUUGGCUGCACACCCAAGAUCCCCAUGAACCCAGUGGAGAUGAUUAAGUACUGGACAUUUCCUCAAUGGCCCUGCUUCUUUCGCAGUCGUGGUGUGGGAGCGAAACCUGAAGCCACCAAGGCCGUCCUGGACAAGUUUGGUCCACUUGAUGCUAUGGCUCCUGGGCCGCUCUUGUCGAUGCAGAUUCUCUUUACUUUUCUGAUGCCCUUUAUCAAUCUCUUCUCCUUCAUCUUUGGGCCUGUCAUUAAUGUGGGAAAGAAAACUGAGCUUCCCCGCGGAUAUCAGUUCACUAUGUCCAAGUUUUGUUUCAUGUACACCAACCUUCACUCGAUGGAUGCGAUGAUUGAAAGCUCUUACCAGAUUCUCGCUGGUGUCUUUCUGAUUUUCUUUUUGGUGCUUUCAGUUCCCGUCCAAACAGCAAGCUUGCUAAUGAAACACCUCAAUGGUGGUACCGGUACCACCAAGAAGGCUGCUGCUUGA